AUGGGCCGCCCCCCGCCCCUCCGCCUGCUCCUCGUCCUCGCCGCCCUCCUGCCGCCUCCCGGGGCCCGCCGUGCCCCCCCCGCCAGCCCCCCGUGUGCUGCCUCGCGCCAGGCCGCCUGCGGGGCCGGCUGCAUCCCCGUGCCCUGGCUCUGCGACGGAGAGCGGCAGUGUCCCGAUGGCACGGACGAGAUAUGUGACGCUCCCUGUGGCGGGGACCCCCACGCGUGGCAGUGUGACGAUGGCCGGUGUGUUUCCAGCAGCUGGCGUUGCGACGGCGCUGCCGACUGCCUGGAUGGCUCUGACGAGCAGGACUGCGUGUGUGGGGCGAAGAAGCUGCAGUGUCCCGGCACUCACCACUGCAUCCCGCACUGGGAGCUGUGCGACCGGCACCAGGACUGUGAGGACGGCUGGGACGAGGAGGGCUGUCCCCAGCAGCCCUGCCUGCCCGGGCAGUGGCAGUGCAGGAACAGGGUGUGCAUCAUGGCCGAGUGGAAGUGCAACGGGGUCGAUGACUGCGGCGAUUCCUCGGAUGAAGAUGUCUGUGCCCCCUGCCCACCUGGCAUGGUGAGGUGCGACGAGGGGAAGUGCAUCCUGGAGUCUCUGAUGUGCAACGAUGAGGAUGACUGCCUGGACGGCACCGAUGAGCCCAGCACAUGCGGACGGAGCUGCUUUGUGCGCAACGGGGGCUGUGCGGAGACGUGUGCUGACACCCACUGGGGCGUGCAGUGCUCGUGUGGGGCCGGCUGGGUGCUGCAGGCUGACGGGCAGAGCUGUGCCGAUGUAGACGAGUGCUCCCUGGAGUACAGCCCCUGCAGUCAGCUGUGUAGGAACACACCGGGAGCUUUCACCUGCUCCUGCCUCGAGGGCUAUACGCUGCGCCACGGCACCAUCUGCGAAGUGGCAGACAACUCGACGCAGCUCCUGGUGGCCGUCGGGGAGGACCUGGCUCUUCUGGACGUGCGGACUCAGGCUUACCGGCCCCUGCUCUCCACCGAGACUGAGCCCCGCGCCCUGGUGUACGACUUGCUCCGGGAAACCUACUACUGGCUGACAGAAGAGGGCGAGCUCUGCGCCCACCACCCGGGGAAGGGCGCGCAGCUUCUCUACGCAGAUGCUGGGGAGGUGAACAGCAUCUCCGUGGACUGGUUCACAGGGCAGCUGUACUGGGCCAGCAGCCACCCUGCGGCCAUCUGUGCGGGGCUGGGUGACGGCCGGGGCUACGUGACGGUGCUGGGGAAGGAUGUGGCCCCAGAACAGCUGACGGUGUAUCCAGCUGCAAGGUCCCUGUACUGGGUCAACCGUGGGCAGCGGGGCCGGACAGUCAUCGCUGCAGCUGGCAUGGAUGGCUCAGACCGCCGGGAGCUCACGGUGGUGUCCAUGGAGGAACCUGUGGGGCUGAGCCUGGACCACGUGGCCGGCAGGCUGUACUGGAUCAGCGAGUACAAGGAGUCCAUCGAGACGCUGCAGGUGGAUGGCAGUGGGCGCCACUCCUUUCCCUCCGUCCUGCGGAGCCACACGGAGCCGCUGGGCCUGGCAGUGUUCGAGAGCCGGUUCUUCUGGGCCGAUGGCACCGAGCUGGUGUCCGCCAGCAGGGCCUCUCCCCAGGAGCACGCCGUGCUGCUCCGGGCCCCGGUCUCGGCUUUCACCGUGCUGCACGUGCUGCAGCAGCCACCACGGGAUACCGCUGCUUGUGCUCCGGGCCUGUGCAGUCACCUUUGCCUCCUGUCCCCUGUGCACCCUCGGGGCUACAAGUGUGCCUGUCCAGAGGGCCUCUACCUCCUGCCCUCAGGGAAGUGUGCAGAGCUGUCCAUCGCAUACUCCUCAGGGACAGCCAUCUCCCUGGUGCAGCUGGGCCCCGGGCCACGCAGCCGACGAGUGCGGGAGUGGCGGGAGCCCCUCCACCUACAGGACGUGGACUGGCAGAGGUCAGUGCUCUACGGGACAGAUGACAGCGGGACGCUGCUGCGUGUUGUGGGGCACCCUGGGAGGAGAGAAACCAUCGUGACCAGGCUGCCAGUCUGCUCUGCCCGCGUGGACAUCCGCUCAGGGAACGUGUACUGGCUGGCGUGCAACCGGAGGGACAUCGGGGUGACCCAGGCGCCUGACAUGACCCCGCACAUCCUGCACCGUACUCGCAGCAGCAUCCAGCACCUCUUCUUGGACUGGCAGCGGGGGGCUCUGUACUGGCUGGCUCCUGGGCAGCCCCUGCAGCAGCUCAGCCUGGCUGGGGGCGACCCGCAGGAUGCCUGGAACGAGACGUGGCCUGGAGAGCUGCCCGCGGCCAUGGAUAGCAGGGCCUUCAGCCUGCUCUGGAGCUCAGCCCUGGGCCUGAGGGCACUGAGCCUGACCAAACGGCAAGCAGUCACCCUGGCACCCAGCUGGCCCCAUGGUCUUGUGGCUGCCUUCGAGCCGUACCUGGUGUCCGUUAACAAGACGUCUCUGCUGCUCUGGGACCGGAGGACGCUGGCCCUCGUGCUGUCUGUGCCAGCAGAAGGCGUGCAGGGAGUGGUGGCCUUCGUGGACUUGGAGCUGCCUGCAGUGCCAACAAGCAAAGGGCCUGCCCUGCCACUCCAUCCACCCCUGACCACUGUGUCGAGGACAAGCACGACCACUACCUCGAGGACAAGCCCAACCACCACACCCGCUUGGCCUACCACCACCUCCACACGAGCUCCACCACGCAAGACCACCACUGUGCCUACCACCACAGCACCAACCAGCAAGGCCACCGCAGCACCAACCACCACCAGCCUGUCCACGCCAACCAAAACCACCCCUGCACCAACCACCACCACCACCAGCCGGUCCACCCCAACCACGACCUCUGCGCCAGCCACCACGCAGACCGCACCAACCAAGACCACCACCAGCACCACCACCACCGCUCGGUCUGUGCCAACCAAGCCCGCUGCCCCACGGCCAGCUACGACCACGCAGCACCCAACCAGCCCUGCACGCCCCCUCACCGCCGUCCCCCGUCUGUCCUGCCCUCGCACACACGUGCCCUGCCGUGACGGCACCGAGUGCGUGGCCCAGGAGUACGUGUGUGACGGGGAGAAGGACUGUGCGGAUGGCUCCGACGAGGACGGCUGUGCCCAGCUCUGCGACACCCCAGGGGCCUUCCGCUGCGUGAGCGGCGCCGUGUGCGUCGGGGCUGGCGAGCACUGCGACGGGGUGCCUCAGUGCCCCGACGCCUCGGACGAGGCGGGCUGCUGGAGCCCCACGCAGGACUGCGCCCUGCGCUGCGACGCUGCCACCCGCUGCGUCCCCGAGAGCUGGCUGUGCGACGGCCACGCCGACUGCCUGGACCGUGCCGACGAGCAGCACUGCGCGCCCAAGGAGUGCAGCCCAGCCGAGUUCCCCUGCCGCAGUGGGCAGUGCGUGGCCCUGUCCCUGCGCUGCGACGGGGACCGUGACUGCCGGGACGGAUCGGACGAGGAGGGCUGUGCCGUGCCGCGGCCCCUGCUGUGCCGCGCGGGCGAGGUGGCGUGUCCCCACAGCAGGCAGUGCGUGCCAGAGGCCUGGCGCUGCGACGGGGCCGCCGACUGCGAGGACAGCACGGAUGAGCAGGGCUGUCCCUGGGAGGAAGGGCUGUGCCGUGACCAGCAGUGGGGCUGCUCCCGGGGCCACGAGUGCGUGCCCAGCGCCUGGCGGUGCGACGGAGAGGCUGACUGCACGGACGGCAGCGACGAGGCCAGCUGCCAGCCCGCUCCGUGUCCGAGCCAUGAGUACCCCUGUGGGCUGGGGGUCUGCCUCAACGUAUCCCUGGUGUGCAGCGGGGAGCAGGACUGCAUGGACGGCUCAGAUGAGGGGGGGAACUGCUCCCUGCCCUGCCAGCUACGCUGCUCACAACUCUGCCACCCCUCACCCCAGGGCCCUCGAUGCUAUUGUGCCCCGGGCUAUCGGCUGGCCGAGGAUGGCCUGACCUGCGUGGACAUAGAUGAGUGCACGGAGUGGGGUGAGCGAGCCUGCAGCCAGAUCUGCCUCAACGCCCCGGGGUCCUACAGCUGUGGCUGCCUCGCUGGCUACCUGCUGGAGCCCGACGGCCGCGUCUGCAAGCUGGGUGGACCAGAGCCCACCUUGCUGGUGGCCGUGCAAUCAGAGGUGCUGUCCUACGGCCUGCGGAGCGGGCGUGAGGAGGUGCUGCUGGCCACGGACAAGGAGCGCAUCGUCUUCUCGCUCGACUAUGACCCGGCAGAGAGGAAAGUUUUCUGGAUGGACCUGGCCACGGAGAGCAUCUGCUGGCAGGGCCUCGACUCGGGCAAGAAGGGCACGUUGGUGAAAGGGGUGAGGUCAGACUGUAUCGCUGUGGACUGGCUCGGGAGGAACCUGUACUGGACAGAUGGGGCAGCAGGGCAGGUGCUGGCCACUCGUCUGGGGGUUGCCUGGCGAGGGAAACCAGAGUACACCGUGGUGCUGGAUGGAGACAUGGACCAGCCCCACUCCCUGGUGCUCCAACCUCUGGCAGGGAUGCUGUACUGGUCGGAGGUGGGGAGCCUACCCCGCCUGAUGGAGGCCACCAUGGACGGGAGCCGGCGGCACGUGCUGCUGGCGCAGGGGCUGGGCUGGCCCACAGCACUGGCCCUUGACCUCCCUGCCUCAAGGAUCUUCUGGCUGGAUGAGAAACUGAGCAGCGUGGGUUCUGCACGUCUGGACGGCUCUGACGUGAAGGUGUUGCAGCUGGGCUGGGUCCGGAGCCCUUUUGCAGCAGCAGUGUGCGAGGGGCAGCUCUACUGGUCAGAGAGGAAGACGUGGUCGGUGCAGCAGGUGGACAAGGCUACUGGCAAGAACAGGACCGUGCUGCUCAAGCGGCACGGGCAGCCCCACGGCCUCCAGGUGAUGCACCCAGCCCUGCGCCUGGCGGCCCCUAACCCGUGCGCAGCGCGUGGCUGCUCCCACCUGUGUCUGCUGAGCACCCGGCACUCCGGGCAGUGCCGCUGCCCUACUGGGCUGACCCUGGCUGCCGAUGAGACCACCUGCCUGCCCCUCCACGAUUCAGCCUUCGCGCUGCUGGUGUCACCAGCAGCUGUGAUGCAGGUCUACCUGAAGGACCUGCCCACAAAGGCUACGUCCCAAGGCCUCCCUCCGCACCGGGCCCUGCCCCUGGCCAAGGUGGGACGCCUGACUGCCGUUGACUACGCGGUGAAGGACAAGAGCCUGUAUUUCGCAGAGGUGGGGGGCGACUCCAUCGGGCUGCUGCGCCUGAAGGACUCGGGCCGGCUCUCCUGGAAGCAGGCGGUGGCUGUGGAGGGCACGGUGUCCUCCCUGGCCCUGGACUGGCUGAGCGGGAACCUGUACUGGAUCGGGGGGCAGCCAGCCAGCAUCCACGUGGCUGCACCCGGCGGGCGCUGGGCCCUGGUGCUGCUCAGCGAGGGGCUGCAGGGGGCUGCCUGGCUGGCGCUCUGCCCUCGCGCGUCCACCAUGUGCUUUGUCACCGCGGCGGGGAGGCGGGGGCCUGGAGCCGCAGUGGAGUGCGCGGCCAUGGACGGCACCGGCCGCAGAGUGCUCUGGAGGAAAGCCCGGUCUCCUGCUGGCCUUGCCUUUGGGGGUGCUGGCACCAGGCUGUACUGGGCAGACCGGGAGAGGGGUGCGAUCAGCAGCAUUGAGCUGGACGGCUCCCACUUCCGUCUGGUGCGGGAAGGGCUGCACGGCCUCUCGCUCUUUGCCAUCGGAGACGGCUUUCUGCUCUGGACCGCAGCCUCAACUAAUGGCUCCAGCAAGGUCUGGCACAGCCGACUGGAGCAGGCCAAGAGCUGGUGGUUCCCGAUGGAGCAGGAGCUGGUAGCCUUGAGGAUUUACAGCCAGGUCUCUCAAGAAGGCACCCACGGCUGUGCGAAGAGCAACGGGGGCUGCAGCCAGCUCUGCCUGCCCAACCCCACGGGACGGCAGUGCCGCUGCUCCCUCGGGUACCGCCUGGUGCGCGAGGUGACCUGCGUGCUGGCCCCACCGUGCCCGGCCCCGCUGCACGCUUGUGCUGACCUCCAGAGCUGCAUCUCCAGAGAACAGGUCUGCGACGGGCACCCCAACUGUGCUGAUGGCUCCGAUGAGUCAGGCUGCCCCUCUGUGGAGCCGAAGACCCAGGUUCCUAUGGUGGUGGCACCAUCAGGUAUCUCCCAUGCAGAAGAGGAGAAACCAGCCAUGCCCUCAGCUGCAGCUGUGCCUCAGCAGCCCGUCCCUAGCCUGUCUGCAGCCCCCGGCCCUCGGGAGCACGAAGAACCCUUCCUGGUAACCCCCAACACCGAGGAGGUGCUGGGGGCCGUGCCGUGCAGCAGCGAGACGUGUAACCUGCGUGGGGACUGCGCCAUCGAGGCUGGGCGGGUGACGUGUCACUGCGCCCUGGGCUACCGCGGGGACUACUGCGAGGAGGCCGAGGUGCAGCCGGUGGCAGGACCCAUCGCCCUGGGGGUGGCCGUGCUGCUGCUGCUGGCUGCUGCUGCUGUCGGGGCCCUGGCCUACAUGCGGAGGCAGGACAGGAGAAGGAGGACCUCAAGCACCGCUUCCACCCGGGUGCUGACCCUGUACCACCGUGAAAGUGACCCCGAAGAAGAGGAUGAGGAGGAGGAAGAGCUUCCCCCCAAAAUCGAUACCUUUGUGAACGAAGCUUAUGACGGGAAAGAGGAGCUGCCAGCCGCACUUGGGAAGGGACCAUCUCGCCCUGAUCCUGUAUUUCCAUAAAGGAACAUCGUGCAGCA
This is a messenger RNA of Oxyura jamaicensis (ruddy duck), 6692 nucleotides long. RefSeq names its product prolow-density lipoprotein receptor-related protein 1-like. The transcript has 34 exons. Lineage: Eukaryota; Metazoa; Chordata; Aves; Anseriformes; Anatidae. The coding region runs from base 1 to 6675 and encodes 2224 amino acids. The record is from RefSeq and is a predicted model, not a curated record. Gene Ontology annotation, molecular function: protein binding; calcium ion binding.